AUGGUGAUUAACCCCGUGCUUCCAUCGGCGUACAGAUGGCUGGAUAUGCCCUUCAACGCUUUACGCUCCGACCGGUGGCCCACAUACUGGCAGAUCUCAUGGGACGCCCAAGGGUCGCUUGAGUCAUGCUACGAUAUGAUCCCCAUGCAGCUACGGCAGUCAAUUAUUCGCCGUAUGAGCUUCUAUGGCGCUAGUCGCUUGUCGGUCACUGCAUUAGCCACCGCGACAAUGCUGACGGGAGCCGCGGUCCUUAUCUACUACGCGCCAUGGGGCGAUUUCGACUUGGAUAUGGGCCAAAUCCUCCCUUACCCUCUGGAUUUUGAGUCGUUUAGCAUGGAACAAACUGGAGAAGACGAUUGCGACGAUGACGAACACAUUGAUCCCGAACUCUUGGAUGGGUUUGGGUUCAAAUCUGGCCGCUCAUUCAGCGCGGUUCUCACCAGUUCUGACCCUACCAGUGGUCUUUGCCACAAACCCAUUACCGUGAGCUUGGAUGGAUCACCGCGCCGCGCAUCUACACCCAAUGGAGCGCUAGGCGCAAUCUCCUCUCUACCAGCUACGCCACUCAGAGCAAGUGUUUCACAGUCACCGGGGUCCUCUACCCCCGUGCACUCUAUUUUGAGGCGGGACUCGCACCAGGAUGGCUUACCGACUAUUUACUUGCGCUCGGACAGCGUUUCGAACGAAAACAUGUUUGGGCUAUCGCCACUUCGAUCACCCCGUUGCUCUUUGUCCCCUACAUACAGUUUGCUUACCAAGCGCAGCUGUGACGAAUCGCUUUGGUGCCCUUCAAUGUCGUUAGAUGGCGACGGGAGCACUUCGCGGAGCAGCAACAGUACCUCACGGAGCAUUAUGCCCGUCGAACCUGACUGGGCGCCUUUCGCGAAUACACACGAACGUGCACGGAAGCGCGCUGUUGUGGCAUCGUUUGCAAAUUCGGUCUCGGAUCAGCAAGUGGCCAUGCGCCAUUGUCUUCCGCACGUUUCGCCGCCCGAACUCGAGGACGGUCGCGAAUUUUGGUUUGAGCGUUUCACACAAAGCACUGCUGCUGCGGGCCGUAACUGGGACUGGCGCCGCCGUUGUAAGAAGGAUCUUGCGGAUAUCUUGGACGACGAGAUCGCAAAGGAUACCUCGCUGAAACAGGUAACGGACGGCGAGAAGGAGCCAGUCGCUUCAUACCGUGUGCCGUUCGCAACAAUCGACUUAUUCAAAGCGAGGUCGAAUCUCCCUAAUGACUCUCUUGCUCCCAUGUCUCCUACUUCUUCUACCUCUUUUGCCCUUCCCCCUACUCCAACAAGCCCCGGGUUUGGGCCUAAUUUAACCGUUCCGGAAUAUGACUUGCCCCAUUCCGAAAGUGCACCGGAGUUGUCGGUGCAUGGCAGCAGCAAGCGGAAGAUAACGCUGGAUAUGGAUACGCUCGAGCGCUCUACAUCGUCCAACGAUGCAGGGUCAGAGAACGUGCGUCCCAAAUCGCCGCGCUCGCCAUCGUUUUACAACCGAGCGGGCGUAGAGCCGUUGCAAAUGCCAUAUGGCAAAGCAUCUACGCUUCAAAUGCGUUUCAAGAAUAAGUUCGCUGGCCGCGUGCGCAGCACGCUUCGUGGCAUGUGA
This is a messenger RNA of Malassezia vespertilionis, 1608 nucleotides long. RefSeq lists its product as uncharacterized. NCBI's taxonomy places the organism in Eukaryota, Fungi, Basidiomycota, Malasseziomycetes, Malasseziales, Malasseziaceae. The transcript has a single exon. The coding region runs from base 1 to 1608 and encodes 535 amino acids. The record is from RefSeq and is a predicted model, not a curated record.